Molecule: messenger RNA, 993 nt
Organism: Candida dubliniensis CD36
Lineage: Eukaryota; Fungi; Ascomycota; Pichiomycetes; Serinales; Debaryomycetaceae
Exons: 1
Coding region: 1-993 (330 amino acids)
Molecular function (GO): DNA binding
Source: RefSeq, a predicted model, not a curated record
AUGAAAAACUCAUCUAUACUGGAACCAAAUCCCGAGCACAAUUCUGGUACAGCAUUAUCAAGGAGACAUCUACAACCUGGAUCAAGGUCACCACUACAUUCACAAGAACAUGAGCAGCAACAGCGACAUCAUAAUCUUCAAAAUGAACUAGAUACAGUCGCUACUGCAGCACAAUUACAACAACUUAAACAGGGCACCCCCAAGCCAUUACUUUCGGACCAAGGGCAAAGUAAUACAAUAUUGAGACAACAAAAUCUCAACCCAAACCUACAGCAGUAUUCAUUUUUAGAAUCAUCGUCACUGUCUUCAUUAUCAGAAAACACCAUACUUGAAUUUAAACUGAAACUACGAAAGAAAAAACUUGGUGCGAAGAAAAGGUCUUGGGUAUGGAGAUGGUUCGAUCAAGAUCCACAAAAUCCCAACAUUGCCAAAUGUACCUAUUGUGAUAAGAUAAUUAUAAGAUUCCCAUCAGAUAAAGGAUCACCCAAGAAACUACUGGAGCAUUUGAAAACUCAUAAAUUGAAUAUGAACUCAAUAAAUCUUGCUCGCCCAGUACCGAUUGAUGCAGGUGGGUUGACUAAUUCUAGCUCAAGCGAGUCUUCAUCACAGGCUCCAAAUGUUGGCGUGAAAAAAGACGAUGACAAUAAUCAAAAUCACUCUUCUCAAUUUGCUGAACUGUCAUUAAAAUUGGCGAACAAUGGUAAUAUCAAUAACAAAGCAAACACGAAUAAAAAUCUUGACACCAAUCAGCCAUUCAACGCAUCAAGAUUUCGUAUGAACAUGCUUAAAUUUCUUACAGAUAACAAAUUAUCUAUUGAUGUCUUGAAAUCAAACUCUUUCAGACAAUUGGUUUAUGAUUUGAGACCAGAAUCUGUUAAUGAUAUCCUGGAAUUAACUAGUAUGUAUGAUGCAUUCCUCGAAUGCACUCGAUACAGUCCUGGUCAUUCUGGGAAUGUUGAAACUAAUUCACAAGUUAGCGGAAGCGAUACAUGA